This is a messenger RNA of Uncinocarpus reesii 1704, 2481 nucleotides long. Its product is annotated as cell division protein ftsH. Gene Ontology annotation, cellular component: mitochondrial inner membrane. Gene Ontology annotation, biological process: mitochondrion organization; protein quality control for misfolded or incompletely synthesized proteins. The transcript has 4 exons. The record is from RefSeq and is a predicted model, not a curated record. Bases 1 to 2481 code for a protein of 826 amino acids. NCBI's taxonomy places the organism in Eukaryota, Fungi, Ascomycota, Eurotiomycetes, Onygenales, Onygenaceae. Gene Ontology annotation, molecular function: ATP-dependent peptidase activity; metalloendopeptidase activity; ATP binding.
AUGGCUUUCCAGACACCUGUCUCCCUUCCCAAUGUUGCAAGUGUAACGUCUGAGUUAUGGCCAUCCGUGUCAAAUGCGGUCUCUGCCCCGUGGAGAUGUCUUGUCCGCCCGUCCUCGCCCCGCUCGCCUCGCGCUCAGAAUCAUCGCGAAUCGGAUAGCACGUUCCAUAAUGAGAGAUCUAGUGAUGUACGUGGUAUAUAUCCAUUCGGUCUCUGUCGCAAGCCCACUCACAAUCGGUUUCAGGCCCGUUCUCGUUCGUCCCUCGUCGAAUCCCUUGGGAGGAUUCCCGUCGAUACGUUGAGACUGGCGGCGGAGCAAAAUUUAGCUAUACGUCAAGUAUCAUCGUCCAAUUUGCUAUCCCAAGUAACUCCCAGGCGCAUGUGGACUGUUCAAGCCUUUGCCAAUCCUCGCAACCCAACUUCGACACGUCACUAUUCCACACUCUCCAGCUUUCAGCUGAAUAGACCAAGUCCCAUUCCAAAGUUGAAAGAUUUCUCACGGUCGCAGCAACAAAGAUUCCUGUUCGGUGGCCCUUCUCAAAACACACUUCGGUACAUCGAACAAAAUGCGAACAAUAAUCCGACAAGUGCAGUGUCUCAAAACGCUUUCUAUUCUGCGCUGCUUCGAGCCAAGAUGCCAGCCAUAUUGAUCGAACGUUAUCAGAGUGGAAGUUUUGCCAGCAAUGCUCAGUCUGCUCAACUUUAUAUGAAAGCCCUGCAGCAAAUGGGUGCGCCAUCAGGCGCCGUGCAAGGGCAAAGCCAGGUUACCUCUCACGAAAACUUGAAUCCCGACCAAGUGCAAGCCAUCGGACAGGCUGUUGCUGCGCGAACGCAUGGAGGCCAAGUUGGAAUGGCCACCAAACCCAACGGGACUGGGGCGAAAGAUGCACCAAUUUAUGUUGUGGUAGAAGAGUCAACAGGAAGUCAGGUUUUUAGAUGGAUCAAGUUCUUCCUCUAUUUUGGCUUCAUUUGCUACUUCUCCCUGGUAAUGGUCAGCUUCCUGGUCGAGACAACGGGUAUUUUGAAGAACGUUCGUGGAACUCAAAACAACCAAGCUCAGCCACAACACCAAAAGGUUCGAUUUAGUGAUGUGCAUGGGUGUGACGAAGCCAAGGAUGAGUUGCAAGAGCUGGUUGAAUUCUUGUCAAAUCCUGAGCGCUUUUCUUCUCUUGGCGGCAAGCUUCCAAAAGGUGUCUUGCUCGUUGGUCCUCCUGGAACAGGUAAAACGUUACUUGCCCGCGCCGUUGCCGGCGAAGCCGGCGUUCCAUUCUUCUAUAUGUCUGGAUCUGAAUUCGAUGAGAUUUAUGUUGGUGUUGGUGCCAAACGUGUUCGCGAGCUAUUCAAUCAAGCUCGAGGCAAGGCUCCUGCCAUCAUCUUUAUCGACGAACUGGAUGCUAUCGGCGCGAAGAGGAACGAAAGGGAUGCCGCUUAUGUUAAGCAAACGCUGAACCAGCUGCUGACCGAGCUUGAUGGUUUCUCUCAAAGCAGCGGCGUCAUUAUCUUAGCAGCCACUAACUAUCCCCAACUACUCGACAAGGCGCUUACACGACCUGGGCGAUUUGAUCGUAAGGUUGUGGUCGGUCUCCCAGAUGUUCGAGGUCGCGUUGAUAUUUUGAAGCAUCACAUGAAGAACGUGCAGAUUAGCACAGACGUCGAUGCCGCCGUCAUCGCUCGUGGGACUUCUGGGUUCUCAGGUGCAGAUUUGGAGAAUCUUGUCAACCAGGCUGCUGUUCAUGCUAGCAGGCAUAAGAAACAGAAAGUUGGCCCCCUAGACUUUGACUGGGCUAAGGACAAGAUCAUCAUGGGAGCGGAAGCUCGCAGCAGAGUUCUGAGAGAUGAAGAGAAGCUUUUGACUGCUUACCACGAGGCGGGCCAUGCGUUGGUUGCGUACUUUAACCCAGCAGCCAUGCCGUUAUACAAGAUCACUAUAGUGCCCAGAGGAAUGUCCCUAGGUGUCACUCAUUUUCUUCCGGAGAUGGACAUUUAUUCAAAGAACUACACCGAGUACCUUGCCGAUAUCGAUGUUUCCAUGGGUGGUAAGGCCGCUGAAGAGCUUGUGUUUGGACCCGAGAAUGUUACUAGUGGAAGUGCAGCAGAUCUUCGAAACGCUACCGAAACCGCCUUCUCGAUGGUAACGCAGAUGGGUUAUUCGAAGAAGCUUGGAAAUGUCGACCUCAGCUUUAAUUAUGAUGCCUUAUCAUCCGAAACAAAACAGGAAAUUGAAGCCGAAGUUCGACGCAUCGUGGACGAAGCUAGCAGCCGCGCAAAGGUCAUUCUAAAAGAGCGCCGAAAAGAGCUUGAACUGGUCUCCAAAGCUCUCUUGGAGUACGAGACCCUGACUAAGGAGGAGAUGGAAAAAGUAAUACGCGGAGAGAAAUUGGACAAGCUUGAGGCAUCGCCAAAAGCACCGAUAAUCCUUCCCGAAGGGUUGAUCACACCAGGAUUGAGCCCGCCUGCGGGGGAGAAGGCUGCGUCAAAAUAG